AUGCUAGUACUUCAUUACCUCUUAACACUUGGGUCAAUUUCUCAUGUACAGCCUGGACCUCGAGAUGGAUUAAUCCAAUGUUUCAUAAAAAGGGACAAGUCAAAGCAAACUUAUCAUCUCUACAUGUCCUUUUCGAUCUCUGCUAUGCUCGAUGAUAAUGGGAAGUUCCUACUAUCAGCUAAAAGGAUUCGACACAUGACCUACAAUGGCUACACCAUUUCUAUGGAUUCUAAAAAUAUUUCCCAAUCAGGUAGUGGCUACAUUGGAAUGUUGAGAUCAGAUUUCUUUCACCGCAAAUUUAUCAUAUAUGACACACAGCCGCCAUACAAUGCUCCGACACUUCGCACACAUGAACGGAACUGUCGGCGAUUCUCCUCAAGGAAAGUUUCCCCAAAAGUUUCGAUGGGUAGCUACCCCAUUGCUGAGGUGAAGUAUGACUAUAAUGUGUUGGGCGCCCGUGGGCCAAGGCAGAUGCAAUGCACUAUGCAGUCCAUCCCAACAUCAGCAGUAGAGUUUGGGCCGCAAGACGGUGAUGGUGCUGGGGACAAGGAGGAGAUGCUCUUGGUUCUUAGAAACAAAGAACCAAGGUGGCACAUCCAGCAGCAGUGCUGGUGCCUCAACUUCCAUGGGCGGGUCACGGUGGCCUCUGUCAAAAACUUCCAGCUGAUAGCUGCCCCGACGCCAGCAGCUACAGGAACGGCGGCUUCUGCACAGCCCCUUCCUGCCAGUCCGUCAUCUUCAUCAUACAACCACGACACUGUGAUCCUGCAAUUUGGUAGAGUCUCCAAGGAUACCUUCACGAUGGACUACCGGCACCCGCUGUCGGCCUUUCAGGCUUUUGCCAUCUGCUUGACCAACUUCGACACCAAAGUUGCAAAUGCAUAAAAAGGGUGAGGUAAGCUUCUUUUUUUGAAGUUCGGGGUGAAGAUAUAUAUAUCUGGUUAGAGAGACAAGAUGGGGAAGCUUGGGUUAUGUUGUGAUUGUCGUGGGCUAUGUAUGAUAUGAAAUGUGAAGAUAUUCAGCUCAAUGUUAUAUUUCACGGUCGAGUUUUCCAGAUCUGCUGAAUCUGUCAGCAUUAUAUUAUGUAUUUAUUUGGCCAAGCUAUUGACUGAUGUGAUU
Lolium perenne is the source of this 1119-nucleotide messenger RNA. Its product is annotated as tubby-like F-box protein 7. Lineage: Eukaryota; Viridiplantae; Streptophyta; Magnoliopsida; Poales; Poaceae. The record is from RefSeq and is a predicted model, not a curated record.